Messenger RNA from Parnassius mnemosyne (clouded apollo), 3426 nucleotides. The record is from the annotation of a GenBank genome assembly. NCBI's taxonomy places the organism in Eukaryota, Metazoa, Arthropoda, Insecta, Lepidoptera, Papilionidae.
CUGCCUGCGGCUGGCGGCGGCGGGCGAGCACGCGGGCGGCGGCGCGGCGCGCGCGGCGCACCGGCUGCGGCGCGCGCUGUCGCUGCUGCUGCACGCGCGCACGCACCUCGCGCACGACCACGCGCGCUGCAGGUCAUGGGAGCCGGCAGCAUCGAAAAGACUGAAAAGGAACAGUUGAAUUUGGCGGCUCGUGGCUGCUCGUUGGCUGGCCGCGCCGACAGUGUGCGUCGUGCGCUGCGCUCGCUCGUGCGCACGCUCGCACACAUCUAUCCGCAAGCCGUACCGCAGGAGGCGGUUGGCUGGAACGAGGUAUCUGGUGAAGGCGAUAGGGGCAAUGUGGGCAUUGAGGAUAGCAGGGGUGACGGGGGUGAAGCGAGCGUAAGCGGUGGAUUGAAGGUAUCGAGCGUUGAAACCGCUACUGACACGCUACCCGUACCUCGAGCCUUCGCGGACAGUCGACGCUCGUCUGCAGCCUCUGCUGUCUCAGCUGCCUCGCUGCAUUCUGAAAACAUUCCAGACGUAGAUGAAGACAUAGCUAAUUUAUUGAAUUCACAACCAGGAGAACAACAACAAACGCUAGAUGUAGAAAAACCAGACCCCAACAAAUUGAACUUAGUCUCACCGCAGGACCGCCUUUCCAUAUCAAAUCUGUCCUCCUGCGAUACUAGCUCCUGCAAAAAUCGCUUAAGGCCAGACACGGAUCGAGUCACGGCCUAUAGCAGCAGCCUAACAAUACCAAAUUUAGUUAUCUCGAGUGAUAGUGAUAAGAGACAUUCGAUAGUACAGGGAGAAACUUAUGAAUCGGACCAAUUGACUAUUAUAGAUAUCGACAGACCGUAUACGGACGAUGUUCACUUCCGAGAAUUGAGCGAGAGAAUCACAUCAGCUAGUGGUGAUUGUACGCCAGAACGGAAGCUUUCUAGUGUAGAUUUGGAGGUAGAUGCGAGCAGUUCAGAGGGGUCAAACAUUAGUGAAGAUUUUAGUUUAAUGUCGGAGAUAAUUGACACUAAACCGGAGGAUCUUGUCGAAGGCGGUAUAGGGCAUAUAGAUUCACCUGAGAUCUCAGAGACGACAUAUGCCAACUCUGAAACAAUUCAUGGUGAGUCAAUUAUGGAUGAUAUUAGUUCUAUGCUUGGACAGGAAGUCCUGUUAGCUAUGAUGGGUAAGAAUGGCGAUAACGAAACAUACACCGAUGACACAACCUUGUUUACCUCGGAUACGGUUUCGGACAUUCCUAUGGAUAGCAGAAACCCUAGCUUAGAAAGAAAAACUGAAGGAAGAACAAAACACUUUUCCAAAGUUAAAAAGCGAAAAGAACCCGAGGUAGAAAAGUUUGGUUUCGAAAAUAGAGUCUUCUACAUUGAAAACGCACCGAAAGCCGACGAUCAAAUCAAGUAUUGCAGCUUAGCGCAGUUUGAAGAAGGAAGCGAUAUAGCUAGGAAGUCUUUUCGAAAGCAACAUAAGAAAAGCAUCAAAAAGCGUAUAGGCGAUGAUGGUACUGUGAAACAUCUUUUGCCUAAAACUGCAGAAGAACAGACCCCAAAAGAAGAUUCUCCUAUUCGAGCUUCUUCUAAACCGACAAUGCUUCUCAACGAAGAAAUUACUACUAAAGUAAAAGAUCAAGUGCCAAUGUUUCCCCAAGUUAGUGUCGUAGUUGAACCGCCAUCACCAUCACAAAGUGAAGGAAAAAAGAGCCUGAAGAAUAACGGAAGUCGUAUGGCAUCAGUUCUUAAUGACAUCUUCGAGCCAGGAACUGAUACAUUAAGUGUUCAUUCUCCAGAACCAAACAUUACCAACAGUAGGGAGAGAAGGCAAUCGGAUAACCCGAAGCUCUUAGGCUCUUCAGAUCCUGAGUAUGGAAAAUUUCUCAGUUGUUCACCUGCAGCUACUAGACGAAUAUCUUGCGGCAGCCUUUUCAAGCCGGGAGAACCUGACAACAGGUUAUCCACAUCGGUAUCUUCAAUAUGGGGUGAAGGUGGUGUCAUGGGCAAUAUGGGUUCUUCGAAGUCCGAUACGAGUGAACGUGCCAAGAAAUUGCCAAUCAUUAAUCCUCUGGUACAACUACCCAGUUGGCCUCACGUCACACAAGGAUUUAUAAGCCAGUGCCUUUUGGCUAACGCUGACGCUUUGUGCGCUGCUGUAAGUCCACUGAUGGAUCCAGAUGAUACUCUUUUAGAGGGGUUUUAUGAAAAAGCCGUAAUGAACAACUACUUUGGAAUUGGUAUCGAUGCGAAGAUAACCUUGGAUUUUCAUAAUAAAAGAGAGGAACAUCCAGAGAAGUGUAGAUCCAGGGCGAGAAAUUACAUGUGGUACGGCGUGCUGGGAUCGAAGGAAUGGGUCAAUAGAACUUACAGACAUCUUGGACAACGUGUGCAACUUGAGUGCGAUGGACAGAGGAUACCAUUACCAGAACUCCAGGGCAUCGUAGUGCUGAAUAUUUCAUCGUUCAUGGGGGGUACCAACUUCUGGGGCGGAACUAGAGCAGACGAUAUAUUUCUUGCUCCUUCGUUCGAUGACAGAAUUCUCGAGGUGGUGGCGGUGUUCGGGUCGGCGCAGAUGGCGGCGUCGCGGCUGAUCAACCUGCAGAAGCACCGCAUCGCGCAGUGCCGCGCCGUGCAGAUCAACAUCCUGGGCGAGGAGUGCGUGCCGGUGCAGGUGGACGGCGAGGCGUGGCUGCAGCCGCCCGGCUGCGUGCGCAUCAUACACAAGAACCGCGCGCAGAUGCUGUGCCGCUCGCGCGCGCUCGAGACCAGCCUUAGAGCGUGGGAUGAAAAACAGCAGCAAAAGGCACAGUCGGGCAGCUCUUUGUCUCAGUCGGAAGCGGCACAGUUACUGGCACUUCUAGACGACGUUAACACAUUAGUUAAACACGUUAAGCUGGCGUGUAUAAGUGAGGCGGGCUCUGGUGGCAGUGCGUUGAGUGCAGCCCGACGUGUCGCCGCACGCGCCGACGCGCUGCAAGACGCGGAGGGCCGCCUGCUGCCACCGCCUCAGCUGCGACGUCUGCUCGCAGCGUUGGUGGAGAGCUGCCACGAGCUGCUGGAGAGCGGCUGCGCGGGCGCCGGCGCGGCGGCCCGCGUGCGCGCGCAGCUGGCGCGCUGCGACACGCGCGACGGGCUCGCCUACCUGCACGCGGACGACCCGCCCUCCUAUAGGGGCGCGGGACGCUGGCUCCGCGGACGCAGAAGUGUCUCCGAGGGAAGCAGUACUUCGUUCACCGCGGCGCAAGUUCGCAACUGGGGCGUCAAAGAAGUCCAAAGUUGGCUCGAGUCGAUGCAACUUGGCGAAUACUCCGAAGUUUUCGCUAAGCAUGACGUCACGGGAAGGGAGCUCCUAUCGUUGGCAAGACGCGAUCUUAGAGACCUGGGCAUCACAAAGGUGGGGCACGUCAAGAGGAUAUUACAAGGUGUUAAGGACUUGCAGUGA